AUGACGACCAAAGUAAAAACUAAACUUGGCGUCCUUGUGGGGGCAAGAAGAAAAACUCAAAAUGGCUUCGAAUAUGAUGACUUCCUUAAUAUACCUUACGCCAAACCUCCUGUUGGAUAUCUACGAUUUAAGAGUCCCCAGCCACCCGAUCCAUGGCAAGGAGAAAGAAAUAGCACGGUAUACAGUGAGUCCAACCUUUGCAUACAGUAUGACCUAUUUAAAAGAAUACCUCGCGGUUCUGAGGACUGCCUCUACAUAAACGUGUCUACGCCGAAGGUCCCUACAGUAGGUCUGUUAAUGCACCUCUUACCAGUCAUGGUCUUCAUACACGGUGGAGGAUUCUUCUUCGGGAAUGGUCUGGCUAAAUUCGAGAAUGGUCCAGACUACCUAAUAGAACAUAACGUUGUUGUAGUUACUAUGAAUUACAGACUCAGUGCUUUGGGAUUCCUUGCCUUAGACAUACCUGAAGCUAGUGGUAACAUGGGACUAAAAGACCAAGCACUAGCAUUAAAAUGGGUUCAAGAGAACAUAGCAGACUUUGGAGGAAAUAAAGAUGACGUCACCAUUUUUGGUAUUGGCGCUGGAGCGGCUUCCGUAGAGUAUCAUGUAAUAUCUCCUUUAAGUACAGGUCUGUUUCAUAAAGCUAUAAUGCAAUCGGGAUCAGUACUCAAUCCGUGGGCUAUAGAAACAUCAAAUAAAAUCAAAGAUCUUGCAUUUAAAUUGGCCCGAAAUCUAAACUAUCAAGGAAAAGGACUGUACUAUGGGUUUGUUCCAACAAUAGAACAACAUUUUGGAUAUGGAGAAGCAUUUUUGACGGAAAUACCAUACGACCUAUUGACUUCUGGACGAUUCAACAAAGUACCAGUUAUGAGAGGCUUUACCGAUUCAGAAGGAUUUAUAAUCAGCGGUCUAAAACCUCAAGACAUCAAAGAAAUAACUAUGCUUCAGAAUUAUGUUGAUUAUUGGAGAUUUCCUUUCAAUACUUCUACCGAUACAUACUAUUAUAAUGAGAGAUUUCGACACGUCUACAACACUUACAAAGGAAAUGACACUGAGAGGCCUGCUAUAGAUUUCUUUGGAGACUUUGAAUUUGUCAGUGGUAUCAUUAUCAGUUCCAAAUUGAUGGUGAAGAACGCAGUGCCAGUAUACUUAUAUGAAUUCUCGUAUGACGGUACAUUGAAUCUUAUUAAAGCAGCGAGCCGUGUCACCAAGAAAGGGGCGGGUCACGCAGAUGACACCGCGUACACGAUACUUAUAGAGCCGCGAAGGAAUCUCACACAGAAUGAUGUUACCGUUAGAGAUAGAAUUUCGACUAUGUGGACUAAUUUUGCUAAAUUCUCGAACCCUACCCCGAACAUAAGUAACCUGUUACCCUUAUACUGGCCGCCCUACAGUACCGGUGAACAAUUCCUCAUGAUCAUCAACAAGGACCUCUCUACGUGUUCCAAGUACGCAGAAGAACGAAUACAGUUAUUCGAAGAUAUUAUGAGGAAAUAUCAUAGAUAGAUGCUGGGACGACUUUGGAGUUUUUUUUUUA
Molecule: messenger RNA, 1537 nt
Organism: Spodoptera littoralis (African cotton leafworm)
Lineage: Eukaryota; Metazoa; Arthropoda; Insecta; Lepidoptera; Noctuidae
Source: the annotation of a GenBank genome assembly